GACUAACUUAGGAUAUGAUAAACAAUACAUGAUUGAUUAUCGCUUUACGUCGUCGGACAGCAAAUUUUCUACAAAAUUACACAUCAAUAUCUCCUUCGAAAGAGUCUUAUUUUGUUCUUUAGAAUAUUAAAGUGACUGCAUAUAAUUUUCUCGAAGGAAUCAUUCGAAUAAAGUGUUAAUAUGUGCUGUGGAUUAGGCGCUUUGGCGUGUUGCUUUGGUUCAGCAGCCUGCUCUUGUUGCUGUGCUGCCUGCCCAUCAUGCAAGAACUCAACAUCCACCAGGAUCGUCUAUGGCCUCUUCUUGCUGGUUGGAGCCGUUGUCUCGGCCGUAUUCCUCUUGCCGCAGGUCGAUAAGGCACUGUCCAAUUCUCCGUUACUAUGCCAGGACGUGGCCAUCAUUGGGCAGCUGGUUCCAACUGAGAUCUGCGAAAGACUGGCUGGCUAUCGUUCCGUCUAUCGAGUGAGCUUUGGUGUCGCCGCUUUCUUCUUUCUCCUCUCUAUCAUCAUGAUCAAUGUGAAGAGUAGCAAAGAUAUGCGUGCUCCAAUCCAAAAUGGGUUCUGGUUUUUCAAGUUCCUUGUGAUGUGCGGUCUGUGUGUAGCAGCAUUUUUCAUCCCCAACGGAUCCUUUGAGAAUGUGUUCAUGUACUUUGGAAUGAUUGGAGCGUUCUCCUUCAUCGUCAUCCAGCUGGUUCUUCUGGUCGACUUCGCCCAUUCUUGGAAUGAGAGCUGGGUUGGUCGCAUGGAGGAUUCUGAGCACAAGGGCUGGUACUGUGCUCUGAUGUCAUCUACCAUUAUCAUGUAUCUGGUUGCUCUGACGGGAUUCAUUCUCUUCUACAUAUUCUACAUUGGAACUGGGAAUCAAUGCUCCCUUCAUAAGUUCUUCAUCAGUUUCAACCUGAUCAUGUGUGUUGUCAUGUCUGUUGUAUCCAUCCUACCCAAGGUCCAGGAAGCCAUGCCACGAUCUGGUCUUCUCCAGUCAGCUGUGAUUUCCAUGUACACCAUGUACCUGACCUGGUCAUCUAUGAGCAACAACCCUGACAUGACUUGCAACCCAAGCAUCACCACCAUCAUCCAUGGAACAGGUAAUAGUACCGUUCACAACGAAGAUGUCGGCAGUGCAGAGAACUGGGCUAGCUUUGCUAUCUGGCUCAUUUGCCUCAUCUAUGCCUGCAUCCGGACUGCAAGCACCAACAAUGUUGGAAAGCUGACUGGCAGUGAGGAUGGUCUACAAUAUGGAACUAAUGAGAAAACUCUGCUUGGGUCUACAAAUUCAAGUGCUGGUGACUCCAAACCCGCUGAUGGAGACGCAGAGAAAUGGGGCCAGGAGGUGUAUGAUAACGAGGAUGAGGGCGUGUCCUACAGCUACACCUUCUUCCAUAUCAUGCUCAUGCUCGCUGCAUUCUACAUGAUGAUGACCCUCACCAGCUGGUUCCAGCCGUCGGGAGCCAACUUUGAUUCCCUGGCUGCUAACAGCGGCGCUAUGUGGGUUAAGAUAUCAUCCAGCUGGGUGUGUGCCGCCCUCUAUCUCUGGACCUUGGUCGCUCCCAUCAUUCUGAGUGACAGAGACUUCAACUAGGUAUCUUGCUGAAUGAUGAGGUUUGUGGGAUGGCAAUUCAAAGAGUGAAGUGAAACCAAAAGCAUCCACUUUGUAUUUGCUGAUAAGGAUCGCGGUUUAUAUGAUACACAGAUAAAUACAUUUGUGUUUUAGAAUUUCCUCUGCUAUUUAACUGGAUUAUACGAGAUCAUGAGUACAUUCACAUGUUUAUCUAUAAUAUUUCAAACAAUGCCAGUUUACAAUAAAAAAAGAAAACAAAGAGAAAUUUUGUAAUGCAGAUUUAUUAAUAAUAUAAAGAUUAAUAUGCCACUCGGCUGAAGAUAGUGAUAAUAUCUUGUGUGGUUUGGUGGAUCGAUUUAAAAAUGAAAUGAGAAAACCUUUGUAAAUAAAUUAAAAAUUAUCUGUGUAUUGGUACAUUUAUUAUUUGAUUACAUUACUGACUGGUAUUAAGUAUGACUUAUUUUAUUAUAUAUAUUUGAUUUGUGUCAUGUAUCCCUAUAAAAAAAAAAAAUUCUUACAAUAACAAUAUGAGAUCAUACAAAAUAUGAGAAUUUUCAGAGGGUUAUAGAUUUUCCGGCAUACCCCCCCCCCCUUCCAUUUGAUUGUGAAAAUUAUGAUCAGUUUUGUUUGGUUAACUUGUUUUCUUCUCAGAACAUUAUUAUAUUUUCAUAUUUACAUACACUAUUGAAAUGGAAGUAAAUGAAUCUAAAAGUAUGCAUCAGUUGCAGAUAUAUCCAGUGAGUAGCAUGCUUGUUCAUGUUUAUAAUGUAAUAGACGAAGUAGUGUUUGAUAUGGACAUUUUUCAACUUGAAUGAAAGACUUACAGAAAUUCAAUUGUAGUAUAAAUGAGGGGGAGAGGCGAAGAUAAGAAGAAAAUAGAAGGGAUAAGAGGAGGGAGAAGAAACAAAGAAAAAGGGGGAGAGAGGAAAGGGAAAAGAGAGAAAAAUACCCUCUCAGUUUCAUUUAUUUCUUAUUAGAAUUGUGGGAUUAUUAUGCUCAUGGGGAGGAAUCAGCAAAAACAAAUAGAAAUAUAUUAUUUUGUAAAGACACAAAAAAGAUGAAAAAUAGAAAUAUUGCAGUGAUUUUUUUAGGGCAGAGUUGUAAUUGUAAAUAUUCAUAUCAGCACUGUCUAUAUUUGUAUAAGCUUUAUUCCAAUGACUGAUGUGAUUUUUUAAAAUGUCAUUUAGCCUAAAAUGUAAUGUUGGUAUGUUGUAAAAUUUACCAUCUUAUAACCAAUGGUAGAACAUGUAUAUGUAGUUUGUAGAUAUUGUACUUUGGUUACAUGUAUGUAUGGAUUUCUAAAUAAUUUGAAAAAAAAGGUAUUUGUCAACUCAAAGGUCUCUCACUAUAAUCAAAUCAUAAACCCUGCUGGGAACAUGCUUAAAUUAACAAUGGGGUGGGGGGGGGGAUAGUGGUGGUGACUUCUUCUAUUAAACCUUCUUGUCAAUUCAUUUGGUACAAUGUUGAAGAAGAUGAAGGAUUUGUCUAUUUUUUUAUGAUAGGAGGCAGUAGUCUGCAAAGAAUUUAAUCAAAUUUUAGUAAAGUUAAAAUAAAAAAAAAGUGAAAAUAAUGGGUACACAUUUAUAAUGCAUUUCUUAGAUAUCAUAAAACUAUAAGAUUAAGUUUGAAGGAAUUUUUCAAAUUCUGAAUCUGAAGGAAAAUCAAUCUUUUAUUUCUCAUACAAAAGUACUGCAAUUUAUGACUGAACAUUUCCAGAGGUCUGCAAAGUAUACAUACACACUUCAACUUAUUGAAAUCUAUUUGCCAUUGUAUUAUUGCAGUACCUGUACAUGUAGGUGCGAUGCUGUUAUUCUGAGGAUUUGCAAGGCUGCCAAGUGAAACCAGAGCCAUUUAUGAUUUAACAGUUUUAGAGGCUCGAUAAAGUAUAAUAUGCACUUCAUAUCUAUUUGCAAUGGAUGCAUUAUAACAUUGUGAUGGAUGUUGUACCAUCAUUCAAAUCCAAACGUAUAUACAUGUAUUACAUGUUUAAAUGAAUUUCUUGAUGUUACCUUGGUGUAUUGAUAUUACCUAUGUGAAUAUGUGAUGACAUUGUGGAUAUAUGCAGUUGGCAAGCUUAAUGAACCUCUUAAAAAUCAUAGAAGAAAAAAUAUUUGAAAAAAUAUUGUUUAUUUCAUUGGUAGGAGUACAACACACAAAAAAAAUUAUCUUGCUUCAUUUUUUCUUUCACUCUGCCCAAGGGUCAUGUGGUCCAGUGGUUAGAGCAUUGGACUCAUAAUUGCAAGGUUGCGAGUUCGAAUCCCAACUCUGCCAUUAUCGCCACUUUGAUAAAAAGGCCCGAGAGUGAUAUCUGUCGUCUAUAACGUCAGCCACUAUGACUGAUUAAUCAAGACGUAAAGUGUUUCCUAGGUAAUUGGUUAUAUACCAGCUCGGCGUUUACCAGCAAAAUGCUGUCCUGCCGAGUUCCUGCGGGAGUUACCAUAAAGCAGAAAGCAAAGUCGCGCCAAUGAAAUUGACUCCGACCAACCAAUCAACAUAAUUGCUUUGAUUGGUUUAGUCCGAUUUCUUUGAUGUUACUGCUACAUCAUUUCCUUUUCUUAAACCUUUACUCUCUCUUUCUCUCUUCUUUUCCUAAAGCCUCCUUACUUUGAUGACAUCUUAACACUUCAAUAACUUGUAUUGGCCAGUUUGAUGGGUAAAAUCUAAUCACACAUAUGCUCAUUAUAUUUGAAAAUCGCAAUAUUUAACUUUAUUUAGUUAACAAAUAAAAGCUCUUAUUAAUGUA
Lytechinus pictus (painted urchin) is the source of this 4297-nucleotide messenger RNA. RefSeq names its product probable serine incorporator. The transcript is spliced from 14 exons. Gene Ontology annotation, cellular component: membrane. Lineage: Eukaryota; Metazoa; Echinodermata; Echinoidea; Temnopleuroida; Toxopneustidae. The coding region runs from base 181 to 1575 and encodes 464 amino acids. The record is from RefSeq and is a predicted model, not a curated record.